AGAGAUCAGGAGAAAUAUGGAACUUGAUUGGCAUGUUUUUAUUUGAUGGUGACUGCAAAUAGAUGACUUUAAAGACAGGUGGUAAGGAAAAAUAAGGGAAAAAGAAGGAAAAUGCAAUUUGAGACAUUGCGCCAGGUCUGCAAUUCUGUUUUAUCUCAUUUUCAUGGGGUUUUUUCAUCCCCACCAAAUAUUUUGCAAAAUGAGCUUUUUGGACAAACGCUGAACGAUGCAAGGAAAAGAAGUCCGUCGCUGUCCAGGGACCAGACCCGAAGGUACGGUGAGCCAAGGGAAGAGAGAGAGGAAUAUUCGCAGUAUGCUCCUUCAGACAGCGCAAUGCCAAGGUCUCCAUCAGAUUAUACUGAUAGGCGAUCUCAACAUGAAGCUGAAUUUUAUGAAGAAUCUGAUCAUGUAAAUUACAGGGACUCCAACAGGAGAAGUCAUCGGCAUUCCAAAGAGUACAUCGUCGAUGAUGAGGAGGAUGUGGAGAGCAGAGAUGAAUAUGAAAGACAGAGGAGGGAGGAGGAGUACCAGGCACGCUACCGAAGUGACCCCAAUUUGGCCCGUUAUCCAGUAAAGCCCCAGCCCUACGAAGAACAAAUGCGUAUCCAUGCCGAAGUGUCCCGAGCGAGGCACGAGAGAAGACACAGCGAUGUUUCCCUGGCAAAUGCUGAAUUAGAAGAUUCCAGGAUUUCUAUGCUAAGGAUGGAUCGUCCUUCUAGGCAAAGAUCUAUAUCUGAGCGGAGAGCUGCCUUGGAAAAUCAGCGAUCUUACUCCAUGGAAAGAACUCGAGAGGCUCAGGGGCCUGGUUCUUACCCACAAAGGACCACAAACCAUAGUCCUCCCACCCCCCGGAGGAGUCCCAUCCCCAUCGACAGACCAGACAUGAGGCGCACUGACUCCUUAAGGAAACAGCACCACUUAGACCCCAGCUCUGCUGUAAGGAAAACCAAACGAGAAAAAAUGGAAACGAUGUUGAGGAAUGAUUCCCUCAGUUCAGACCAAUCAGAGUCAGUCCGACCUCCACCACCAAAGCCUCAUAAAUCAAAGAAAGGAGGUAAAAUGCGACAGGUGUCACUGAGCAGUUCAGAGGAGGAAUUAGCGUCCACGCCGGAGUAUACAAGCUGUGAUGAUGUUGAGAUUGAAAGUGAGAGUGUAAGUGAAAAAGGAGACAUGGAUUACAACUGGUUGGACCAUACGUCUUGGCAUAGCAGUGAGGCAUCCCCAAUGUCUUUGCAUCCUGUGACCUGGCAGCCAUCCAAAGAUGGAGAUCGUUUAAUUGGUCGCAUUUUAUUAGAUAAACGUCUAAAAGAUGGAAGUGUGCCUCGAGAUUCAGGAGCAAUGCUUGGCUUAAAGGUUGUAGGAGGAAAGAUGACAGAAUCAGGUCGGCUUUGUGCAUUUAUUACCAAAGUAAAGAAAGGAAGUUUAGCUGAUACUGUAGGACAUCUUAGACCAGGUGAUGAAGUGUUGGAAUGGAAUGGAAGGCUAUUACAAGGAGCCACAUUUGAAGAAGUAUACAACAUCAUUCUGGAGUCCAAACCUGAACCUCAAGUGGAGCUUGUUGUUUCAAGGCCUAUUGGAGAUAUACCCAGAAUUCCUGAUAGCACACAUGCACAACUGGAAUCCAGUUCUAGCUCAUUUGAAUCUCAAAAAAUGGAUCGUCCUUCUAUUUCCGUUACUUCUCCCAUGAGUCCUGGCAUGUUGAGGGAUGUCCCACAGUUCUUAUCUGGACAGCUUUCAAGCCAAAGGCUUAGUAGAAGAACAACGCCUUUUGUUCCUAGGGUUCAGAUAAAACUAUGGUUUGACAAGGUUGGUCACCAAUUAAUAGUUACAAUUUUGGGAGCAAAGGAUCUCCCUUCCAGGGAAGAUGGGAGACCGAGGAAUCCUUAUGUUAAAAUUUACUUUCUUCCAGACAGAAGUGAUAAGAACAAGAGAAGAACUAAAACAGUAAAGAAAGCAUUGGAACCAAAAUGGAACCAGACAUUCAUUUAUUCUCCAGUUCAUCGAAGAGAGUUUCGGGAGCGAAUGUUAGAAAUUACCCUUUGGGAUCAAGCUCGGGUUCGAGAGGAAGAAAGUGAAUUCUUAGGCGAGAUUUUAAUUGAAUUAGAAACUGCGUUAUUAGAUGAUGAGCCACAUUGGUACAAACUUCAGACCCAUGACGUCUCCUCAUUGCCACUUCCCCACCCGUCCCCAUACCUGCCACGGCGACACCUCCAUGGAGAAAGCCCCACGCGAAGGUUGCAAAGAUCAAAGAGAAUAAGUGAUAGUGAAGUCUCUGACUAUGACUGUGAUGAUGGAAUUGGUGUAGUCUCAGAUUAUCGACAUAAUGGUCGAGAUCUUCAGAGCUCAACAUUAUCAGUGCCAGAACAAGUAAUGUCAUCAAAUCAUUGUUCACCAUCAGGUUCUCCCCAUCGAGUAGAUGCAAUAGGAAGGACUAGAUCAUGGUCACCCAGUGUCCCUCCUCCACAAAGGAAUGUGGAACAGGGACACCGAGGGACACGUUCUUCUACUGGACAUUAUAAUACAAUUAGCCGGAUGGAUAGACAUCGUGUCAUGGAUGACCAUUAUUCUCCAGACAGAGACAGUCAUUUUCUUACUCUACCUCGCUCCAGAAACAGGCAGAGCAUUGAGCACCAUCAAAGGGAUGGCAGGGAUUGUGAAGCAGCAGAUAGACAGCCAUAUCACAGAUCCAGAUCAACAGAACAGCGGCCUCUCCUUGAGCGGACCACCACCCGCUCCAGAUCCACUGAGCGUCCCGACUCAAACCUCAUGAGGUCGAUGCCUUCAUUAAUGACGGGAAGAUCUGCCCCUCCUUCACCUGCCUUAUCGAGGUCUCAUCCUCAUACUGGGUCUGUCCAGACAAGCCCAUCUAGUACUCCACUAGCAGGACGAAGGGGCCGGCAGCUUCCACAGCUUCCACCAAAGGGAACGUUGGAGAGAAUGAUCACAGAAGACGUGGACUCCUCAAGGAGAAGAUAUGCAGGUACUAUGGAUAUAGAGGAGAGAAAUCGCCAAAUGAAAAUUAACAAAUACAAACAGGUAGCCGGAUCAGAUCCCAGACUGGAACAAGAUUACCAUUCGAAGUAUCGAUCAGGAUGGGAUCCUCAUAGAGGGGCAGAUAAUAUUUCCACAAAAUCUUCGGACAGUGAUGUAAGUGAUAUAUCUGCGGUUUCAAGGACUAGUAGUGCUUCUCGUUUCAGCAGCACAAGCUACAUGUCUGUCCAAUCAGAACGGCCGAGAGGAAACAAGAAAAUCAGUGUCUUUACGUCCAAAAUGCAAAGCAGACAAAUGGGUGUCUCGGGGAAGAGCAUGACGAAGAGCACCAGCAUCAGCGGGGACAUGUGCUCGCUGGAGAAGAACGACGGCAGCCAGUCAGACACGGCUGUGAGCGCCUUGGGCACCGGGGGCAAGAAGCGGCGCUCCAGCAUCGGGGCCAAAAUGGUAGCUAUUGUUGGUCUCUCGAGGAAGAGUCGCAGCGCCUCGCAGCUCAGCCAGACCGAAGCAGGAGGUAAAAAGCUACGGAGCACAGUGCAGAGAAGUACAGAGACUGGUCUGGCUGUGGAAAUGAGGAACUGGAUGACCCGGCAGGCAAGCCGAGAAUCUACUGAUGGCAGCAUGAAUAGCUACAGCUCGGAAGGAAACCUGAUUUUUCCUGGUGUCCGCUUGGCCUCUGAUAGCCAGUUCAGCGACUUUUUGGAUGGCCUUGGCCCUGCCCAGCUCGUGGGGCGUCAGACUCUGGCUACACCAGCAAUGGGUGACAUUCAGGUAGGAAUGAUGGACAAAAAAGGACAGUUGGAGGUGGAAAUCAUCCGGGCCCGUGGCCUUGUUGUCAAACCAGGUUCCAAGACACUGCCAGCACCCUAUGUAAAGGUGUACCUGUUAGAUAAUGGAGUCUGCAUAGCCAAAAAGAAAACAAAAGUGGCGAGGAAAACGCUGGAGCCCCUUUACCAGCAGCUUUUGUCAUUCGAGGAGAGCCCCCAAGGAAAGGUGUUACAGAUCAUCGUCUGGGGAGACUAUGGCCGUAUGGAUCACAAGUCCUUCAUGGGAGUGGCCCAGAUACUAUUAGAUGAACUGGAGCUGUCCAACAUGGUGAUUGGAUGGUUCAAACUCUUCCCCCCUUCUUCCCUAGUAGACCCAACCUUGGCCCCUCUGACAAGAAGAGCUUCCCAGUCAUCUCUGGAAAGUUCAACUGGACCUUCUUAUUCUCGUUCAUAG
Molecule: messenger RNA, 4212 nt
Organism: Elephantulus edwardii (Cape elephant shrew)
Lineage: Eukaryota; Metazoa; Chordata; Mammalia; Macroscelidea; Macroscelididae
Gene: RIMS2
Product: regulating synaptic membrane exocytosis 2
Exons: 27
Coding region: 112-4212 (1366 amino acids)
Biological process (GO): calcium ion-regulated exocytosis of neurotransmitter; regulation of synaptic plasticity; intracellular protein transport
Cellular component (GO): presynaptic membrane; cytoskeleton of presynaptic active zone
Molecular function (GO): small GTPase binding; transmembrane transporter binding
Source: RefSeq, a predicted model, not a curated record